AUGGCGGACACCGAGGAAUGGGGAAAGCCUGUGGAGAGGAAAGGGAGGCUAACUGUAGUCCUGGUGCUGGCAACACUCAUAGCUGCCUUUGGUUCGUCCUUCCAGUACGGCUAUAAUGUCUCUGUGGUCAACUCUCCAUCGCAGUUCAUGCAGCAGUUUUAUAAUACAACCUACAUGGAGCGUUACCACAGCCCGAUGGAGGAGAACGUCCUGACUCUGCUCUGGUCUCUCUCCGUGUCCAUGUUCCCUCUCGGGGGCUUCUUCGGCUCUCUGAUGGUGGCCCCUCUGGCCAACAAACUUGGGAGGAAGGGCACCCUCCUCUUCAACAACAUCUUCUCCAUCGUCCCUGCUAUAAUGAUGGGAGUCAGUGAGAUCGCCAAGUCCUACGAGAUCAUCAUUGUGGCCAGGUUUAUAGUAGGCAUCUGUGCAGGUCUCUCUUCCAAUGUGGUGCCCAUGUAUCUGGGUGAGAUCGCUCCCAAAAACCUGAGGGGAGCUCUCGGCAUUGUUCCGCAACUCUUCAUCACUGUUGGGAUCCUCUGCGCCCAAGUGCUGGGCAUUAGAAACAUACUGGGAAACAGCACAGGCUGGACCCUCAUGCUUGGCCUUACUAGUAUUCCUGCCGCGAUUCAGCUCCUGCUGCUCCCCUUCUUCCCUGAGAGCCCCAGGUACAUGCUCAUCCAGAAUGGAGACGAGAAGAAAGCAACGAAAGCACUGCAGCGCCUGCGUGGGUGGGAUGACGUGGAUAGCGAGCUGUUGGAGAUGCGUCAGGAGGACCAGUCCGAGAAGGUCGAAGGUCACUUGAGUGUGUUCUCCCUGCUGUCCCAGCGCUCUCUUCGCUGGCAGCUGAUCUCCAUAGUCGUCAUGAACAUGGGCCAGCAGCUGUCGGGUGUCAAUGCGAUCUACUACUAUGCAGACAGCAUAUACGGCUCUGCAGGAGUCAGGGAGAGUGACAUCCAGUAUGUCACAGUGGGAACGGGAGCAGUGAAUGUCUUUAUGACCAUAACUGCUGUGUUCAUCGUGGAAGCCUCAGGUCGCCGCCUGCUCCUCCUCUGUGGUUUUGGGAUCUGCUGCGGAGCCUGUGUGCUGCUCACUGUCGCACUCAACUUGCAGGAGACUGUGACAUGGAUGCCCUAUGUCAGCAUCGCCUCUGUCAUCAUCUACGUCAUCGGACAUGCCAUAGGACCGAGUCCCAUUCCUUAUGUGGUGGCCACUGAGAUGUUCCGGCAAACAGCCAGGCCUGCGGCGUUCAUGGUGGCCGGCUCCGUCCACUGGCUCUCCAACUUCAUUGUUGGCCUUGUCUUCCCCUUCCUCGAGCGAGGCCUGGGCCCCUACAGCUUCAUCAUUUUUGCCGUCAUCUGUCUGGUCACCCUGAUCUACAUCUGGCUGGUGGUGCCCGAAACAAAGAAGAAGACCUUCCUGGAGGUCUUCCAGAUGUUUGCAAAGAGGAACAAAGUGGAGUUAAAUCUGGGUGACGGCGAUCUGCCACCAAAAGACCUCAAAGAGAGCCCACAGGAUGCACAGAAGGCCACGCCCUUCUGA
This is a messenger RNA of Pundamilia nyererei, 1539 nucleotides long. It is a transcript of the gene slc2a5, whose product is annotated as solute carrier family 2 member 5. Gene Ontology annotation, molecular function: D-glucose transmembrane transporter activity. The transcript is spliced from 12 exons. Gene Ontology annotation, cellular component: plasma membrane. The record is from RefSeq and is a predicted model, not a curated record. Gene Ontology annotation, biological process: dehydroascorbic acid transport. The coding region runs from base 1 to 1539 and encodes 512 amino acids. Lineage: Eukaryota; Metazoa; Chordata; Actinopteri; Cichliformes; Cichlidae.